Molecule: messenger RNA, 369 nt
Organism: Thelazia callipaeda (thelaziosis nematode)
Lineage: Eukaryota; Metazoa; Nematoda; Chromadorea; Rhabditida; Thelaziidae
Source: the annotation of a GenBank genome assembly
AUGGAUUUGUUAAUAUUUGAGCGUAAACCAGGUAUAUCCAAAUAUUACAAGAAACCAGUACUUGAAACAGUUCUCAGAUAUUGUGGAAUAUUACAAGGCGAACAAGUGAUCGUCGAAAAUAUUAGUGAAGCUCGUGAUCUGUAUAAUAAUGCAUUUUUUGGGGAAUUUUUACAACGACGUGCACCACGUGUAUCGGUAGAAUGUUUUGAGGGAGAAAUCAAUAAUGAGAUACAACAGUAUCUUGAAGAGAAGUGUUCACCAAGUCAGAAGAGAGAGGAUGAUGAAGAGAGCGAUGAAGAAGAUCCUAGAAAUAUCUAUUCACGAGUAUAUUUAGGCCAAACAAAAAGGUUUGUUUUUAUAUCAUUUUAA